GAAAUCUGCAGUUUCAUAAUUUCAGGAGGUCCCGCUCGGCACCGUAGCAAUGUCGACUUCUGGGACCCUCAGCAAUUAUUAUGUGGACUCUUUUCUAAUUCACGAGGGGGACGAUCUGGUGCAGCCAAGGUUUGCCCCUGGAUCCCUGGCUCAGCCAGCAAGGCAAGCAGCAUCGGCCGAGCACCCUGAGUUCACCCCGUGCAGCUUUCAAUCCAAAUCGUCAGUGUUCAGCAGCCCUUGGAACCCAGUGCACCCCCAAACUGCUAACAAUGUGUCCAGUGUGUACCACCCCUAUGUGCACCAUCAGGCUUCCAUGUCAGCUUCUGACUGCAGGUACAUGCGCUCCUGGCUGGACCCCAUGGCUACUGGAUCCUUGCCUUUCCCUGCCUUCCCUUCCAGCAGGAGCUAUGGCAUUAAACCUGAACCGGUGGCUACAAGAAGGGGCGACUGCUCCACUUACGACUCUCGCUCUCUGCCUGUGUCGGACUAUGGCUGCGACUCCCCAGUUGACAGGGACAAGCCACCCGGCGACCCCCCAUUUGCUGUCACCAAUGAAGAGAAUCUCAGCAAUGGAGACAAAGCGCCAAUUGAUCCAAACAACCCGGCUGCUAACUGGUUGCACGCGAGAUCCACCAGGAAAAAACGCUGUCCCUACACCAAGCACCAAACCCUGGAGCUGGAGAAGGAGUUUUUAUUCAAUAUGUAUCUGACUAGGGACAGGAGGUACGAGGUCGCCAGACUGUUGAACCUCACAGAGCGACAAGUGAAAAUCUGGUUCCAAAAUAGGAGGAUGAAAAUGAAAAAAAUCAACAAGGAUCGCUCAAAAGACGAAUGAAUGAGAAAUAGAGAUUGAGAGGAGAGUGACUACCUGCCAAGCUCUGUGCUACUGUAUCCAGGCCUGCUGCGUCCCUGUCGCAGUCGCUCAUUUUUGUCACAAUAGCAGUUGCGUCACAAUCUUGGUUUUACAGAGGUACUGUAAUGCUACAAUUAUUUCCUUAAACAGGGGGCAUUAGGGAUGGUCUGGCAUUGGAAUCUACCUGCUCUGCCUCUACCCAACUACCUUUCCAUAGCGCACAACUGGGUACUGACUGUAUCAUAGACUAGCUGACAUGUGCUACAAUAGAAUUCGCUGUGUGCGGGGAGUAAACGGCUGCUGAUAUACUUGAAUAAUGUAUUUAUAGGAAACCUAUUUGUGACUCAACUUGUGAGCUUGAUUGCAGUUCAAGUUUUCGUGGUUUAAGCUAGGACUGAUUUAAACUCAGGUUGUUUAAUAUUAAAAAAAGGGGGGAGUAGUUGAGAAUUUAGAGACCUGUAAUGUUCGUUGUUGUUUUCGUCUAUAGAAAUCUAACAAAUUAUCCUUAUUAGUGUCCAGUUUAACCCUGCAGGGGUGUGUGUGUCAAUCAAAAGACUCCUAUAAUUUAAACAUUUGUAUCCACAAAUUAAUAAACAGUAGGAUGAGCUGUAUAUACGACCUAUAGGUCAAAAACGGUUGGGAGGGGGGUUAUUGCUUUUAUUUUAUUUUUUUGCACCAGUCAGCAAAUUUGGACAUACUAAUAUAUAUAUAUAUAUAGAUAUUUAUCCUAAAUUAAACAUAGGCCCUACUACCUAUUCUUCUACUGACUCAAUAUACUACAAUUAAAUUAAGGGUAAAUUAAACUGGAGUAUAGCAUACGUCUACCUGUUUAGGGCAAAAUAUAUAUAUAAAAUUUAAUUUAAUGCAGAACAUAUUCUUUAUAGUUUGCAAUAGUUACCUCAUGGCCUAAUGACCAAAAUGUUGUUUUAAGAUAUAUUUAUCUUUUUGCGUUGUUAAAUAAAUGUUACGUCUUUUUGUUA
Molecule: messenger RNA, 1833 nt
Organism: Xenopus laevis (African clawed frog)
Lineage: Eukaryota; Metazoa; Chordata; Amphibia; Anura; Pipidae
Gene: hoxa9.S
Product: homeobox A9 S homeolog
Exons: 2
Coding region: 50-835 (261 amino acids)
Biological process (GO): proximal/distal pattern formation; regulation of DNA-templated transcription; anterior/posterior pattern specification
Cellular component (GO): nucleus
Molecular function (GO): DNA-binding transcription factor activity, RNA polymerase II-specific; RNA polymerase II cis-regulatory region sequence-specific DNA binding; DNA binding
Source: RefSeq, marked provisional